UUUGUUCCACUACAGUGUGUUAUUACUUUAGCAAGAGAAUGACAAUGCAAAAAAGAGAUUCUUCCAACAAGUUACAUUUCUAUGUUAUGAGAGUUUGAAAAACAACAUCUUGGGAAUAAUUGCCUAUUAAGUAUCAGCAUUGGCCACAAGAAAUCCAUUUCGGUUGAGCAGGAGAAUACACCAUCCUGGCAGAUGUUUGAUUAUUGCGUAGUUUUGUUUUGACUCUAAUUUUUAUAAACAAAGUGGUAAAAUGGCCUAACAAACUUAAAGAUCCACUGCACUCGAGCUUCUGGAGCAGCAAACCACUUCUCCCUAUCCUCAUCAGGGGAAGAAGUUGAGUCAAUAGAAAAAAGAUUUUCUGCCUCUGUUGGCUUUUCACUGGGAAACACAGAUACAAACCAUGUAUCCUCUCUGCCUGCUUUAAGUGUGUGUUUGAAAUGUGCUAUGAGCUUCUUUCUUUUUCAAAUGUGCACAAUCAAAAAUAUGUUUGAUGUUUUCAUUGUCAGGGAACUGCAAGAAGAAUGUGGGCUCACAGUGGACGCCCUCGAGAAGGUCGGAAACUUAAAGUAUGAGUACGUCGGAGAUCCGCAGCUGCUGGACGUCCACGUUUUCAGGGCGGAUGCUUACAACGGAGAACCUACAGAGUCCGAAGAGAUGAGGCCUCAGUGGUUCGAUUGUGAUCAAAUUCCCUUCAGUGAAAUGUGGGUCGAUGACAUCAUGUGGUACCCUCUGUUGCUGCAGAAGAAGAAGUUUGUCGGAUACUUUAAGUGCCAGGGUCACGAGGUGAUCCUCAGCCACACGUUGGAAGAGGUGGACAAGGUCUGAGAUGAUAAUAUGGCCGGUGGUGACACUGUUAAUGAGUCGGACCAAAAAUGAUCAGCUGUAGAUAUCAAGCACUGAAGAAUUCCAACUGUUGAAUGUUCUUGUUCACUUCGUUUGUGAGAAGAAACAAAUUCCUGACUACUUUCAAAAACGGUUUAAACUUAAGAUGUCGUGUUUACAAAUCUGUUAAUUAUUCUAUCAUGUAUUCAUAUCAAAUAAUAAUAAAAGUACAUUUUGCAAAA
Messenger RNA from Platichthys flesus (European flounder), 1064 nucleotides. Its product is annotated as oxidized purine nucleoside triphosphate hydrolase-like. Gene Ontology annotation, molecular function: 8-oxo-7,8-dihydroguanosine triphosphate pyrophosphatase activity. NCBI's taxonomy places the organism in Eukaryota, Metazoa, Chordata, Actinopteri, Pleuronectiformes, Pleuronectidae. The transcript has 2 exons. Gene Ontology annotation, biological process: DNA protection. Bases 445 to 825 code for a protein of 126 amino acids. The record is from RefSeq and is a predicted model, not a curated record.